GAAUUAUAAAUCUAAAUUGUAUUUAGCAAUUACUAAUCAGCACGAAACAUGUUGGCAGCUCAAAACUAUCAUAAAACCAGAAAAUUCAGUAACGAUUAUUUGCAGAAAUAAUACCCUUAACGUCAUUUUGCGGUAAACGAUUAUACAGAUAUUUUAUGAACGACGACUGCAAUAUCCGGACGGAUUGCACUAAACGACGACGAUGACCACACACCACGUCACGUCGGCGGUGGCGGCGUUGAAAAAGCGAUAAGAUGAACACACUACGGCCUACAAAGUGGUGGUCGGUGGUGACCUUUGCGGCGCGAGCUAUAGUCACGUCGUGUGUUGAUGGGUCGCCGUGGCCGACGUUCUUCCGCCGCACUCGCGGGACAGCGACAAUGGUGCGGUGGUAACGGUGACUGCUGGUUGGAAAACAUUACACGCACGCACGCACGUACGCACACACACGCACACACACACACACACACACACACACACACACACGCACACACACACACAAAUACACACACGCACGCACGCACACAUACGAUAUUCUGUGCACGCGAAGAGGUAACAUACGACAGUACCGCGCGUACGUGUACGAUGUUUAUGCGAAGCGAGGCGCGUGGCCGGCCGUGUGCGCUAGAACAGUCUGUGCUUGACCACGCGGUCGUGUAGUCAUCACUCUGCGUACGAUGGUUCGUCCGUGGAUGGUCGCGCUCCUGAUGCUGCUUGCGGACCGACGGUCGCUUGGGAUCGGCCACGGGCCAUCCACCCACGCCGCCGGAGUCGGGUCCACAACCACUGACGAAGACGUCGACGUCGACGCCGCCUCAGUCAACGCUACUGAAAUUGCGUCAGUCGGGUGUAAUUAUAAAGGACGAAGUUAUGAUCCAGGAUCAUUGGUCAAUACAGAUCAACCGUGUUUAAAAUGCACAUGUGUCACCGGAAGUUUGGUAUGCCAUUUGCAAAUUUGUCCAGAAUUACCAGAUCCACCACCUCAGGGAUGUGUGAUCGUCCACAAGAAGAACAAAUGUUGUGCGCACCUUCAGUGUUAUUAUGAACAAUUUGAUGCUGUUCAUUCCAAACUGUUUUCAUUGCAAAAUCGGUCUGGACCCGCAAGGAUGGACAAUUCUGCAAUUGUGACAUUUGACGGUUUACCUAAAGGAUGUGUGAUAAACGGUACGAUUUACGCGGAAGGUUCGGCUAUGGACAGUUCCAGUCUGUGUGAAUAUUGUUACUGCAUCAAAGGGCAUCAACAGUGCGUACGGCCCCAAUGCUCUUUAACUAUUCCAGGCUGUACAGCUGUAUACAAAAAACAUACUUGUUGCCCAAUUAGAUACAAAUGUUCACCGUUACAAAAUGCACAGAUAAAAAAUACAACGGAUGCGACAACCACCGAAAUCGAUUCUUCCUUAUCCGCUCGGCUUAAAGAUUGUCGCAUAAACGGUCGGCUGAUAUCGCUGGGAGAGCCCGUGAUUGGCGUGGCGCGGUCGUCGUGCGAAACUUGUUUCUGCAUCAACGGUCAGGUGCGAUGUGACAAGGUGAUAUGUCCGCCAAUCCGCGCCCAAAUAUCGCCCAAUUGCGGACCGGUCUACUCGGAAGGGCACUGCUGCCCGACGAGCUACAACUGCAGCAGCAGCAGCAGCACCAGCAGCACCAGCACUAGCAGCACCAGCACUAGCAGCAACGAAUCUCGCGUCAGCCCGACCACUGUCACUCCUACGACGAUGACGGCGACGGAGUCGACUUCCACUGGUGUCGUUGCGACAACGCAGCCGUCCACCGUGACUGUCGAUGACGACGAUGAUGAUGACGAUGACGACGACGAUGGUGUCCCGCUCGGUAGUUCGCCGAUGCCGACGCCUACGGCGGCCCAGAUGUUUGUGGAGACAGAUAGUGCAUCCAGUAUCACUGUAAAUUCAAAGAAUAUUACUGAUCAAAUUACAGAAGAACCCAUGGAAUCGAGACAUGCAAAUCCUGCUAGUUUAAUGCACGAUGACUUUGGUGGAUUGAAUGUCACUGAAAAAUCGAAUAACUUUGAAAUGGAUUAUGAUGACCCAACGUUACCGCCAUCUUUACCAAAUCUCAAAAUCAUACCAUUCGUUGCAGCGGAUGCCGUUGUUGAUGAACCUGCUGCAACUUAUGAAAAUUAUCAGCCGGUGAUAGAACGUGUGUACAAUGUAUCAGACGUCGAAGAACCUGCUUUGCCCGUUGUCAAUAGUUUUUCUCCGCCUAUUGAGACUGAGGGUGGAUUUAUUCCAAAAGAUUCCCCGAAUGGUGCGAUGUAUUUACCUGACAAAUUUCGAAAGACAACGGAACAACCUAAUGUUCGCCACGACGAACCUGCUGUGGGGAACCAACCAAUUGGAUCUGUUUGGUGCAUAUCCAAUGGUAAGAAAUACAAACACGGCGAGUUGCUGACCGACCCGAGCGCUUGUGACAUAUGCAUUUGUUUCAACGCCAAAAUUGUUUGCCAAGAAAAUUGUCCAGCCGUCAAAGUAGGCUGCCAGCGAAUCAACGACCCGAACAAUAGCACUUGCUGUGGCCGUAUCAUUUGCAAUGAAUAUGAAAAUGAUAUUACUAUGGAACACAUUAAGCAAAUUGAAGUAACAUCUGAAACAAUCACAACCUCAUCUAAAACCACAGCGAAUGUUAGAGAUGCAGUUAUAGAACACAUUUUAUAUUCUGCACCAUCAACUGAAAAGCCAAUUGUAACUUCAUCGCCAAGCACUCUUAAGCCAGUGAACUUAACUUCUGAAACAUCUUCAUUAAAACCGAUCACAUCCACUGUAAAGUUAGUUGCAACUUCGACUCCAACCACUGAAAAAUUGGUAAUUUCUUCAACUUCAGAAACUAUUAAGCGUGCAGAAGUCACAACACCAGUACCAAAACCACUUGAAGACGAAGAUUAUAGUUUUGAAAGUAUGUUUUCAUUUUUGUUCAACGGCGAUACAUCAGAACAAUCAUCGUCCCCGUCUUCACUGUCCUCGUCCACAAAUAACAUGGAAUCAGAGACUCGCAUUGAGCAUCGGACAGAUGACGAAAUCGACGAGAAAGUUAAUUUGGAUGACGACGUCAAACACGGACAAACAGCCUUCAUGUCACUACCAAUGCAACAGAAUAAACCUAAUUUGAAUACAGGAGAUACUGCAGAACAGCAUGCGCAGGAUACAAAAAACCACCAGAAUACCAACACAUACUUUGGUAUAAAUCAGCAUCACUCAGAAAACAAACAUGACAAAGUCAAACCACUACAGGAAGUAUACAAACCUUUAGAAUCCAAUCCAAAUACCGAGACUAAACAAAACGGCAACGACAUGCUGAAUUCCGCAACUAAACAUCACGUCGACACCAAGCCACCACAAUCAGGAAUCAAGCAGCACGUUGACGUUAAACCACAUCAAGAAGUCAAGCAGCACGUUGACGUUAAACCACAUCAAGAAGUCAAGCAGCACGUUGAUGUCAAAUCACAUCAAGAAAUCAAAUCGGAUGCCAUCCCAUCUGGUACUAAACAACAAGCUGAGGUUAAGACACAUUUCGAUGUUAAAGAAAAUGCUCAAGUUACAUCACCGUUUGAUUUAAAGCAUUACGAUGAGUUAAAACCAUCAUACCAUGACUUAAGUAACCACCAAACUGAAGUCAAGUCACACUUCAGCGUGAGAGAUCAACCCGAACUCAAGACACAUUCGGAUUCAAAGGUUCAAUCUGAUUCCAAAAUAUAUGCCGAUUUCAAGCAUCAAAGUGAAGUUAAUAAACACUUUGACGUUAAGGAGCAAGUCGAAGUCAAUCCGUAUUUUAAUUUCAAACAGCAGACAGAAGUUAAGCAUCAUCCCGAUUUUAAGCAACACGCUGAUGUUGGUUUGCAGCCGGAAGUCAUGCAGCACACCGAUGUAAAACCAAAUAUUGGGACAACACCACUGAAAACUAAGGUUGAUACUGAGUUCAAUUUAUUGGCUUCCAUGCUGAAGAUAUCUGGCUGCAAUAUAUACGGACGUAUGUACCGAGUGGGAAAAAUAAUUUCUGAACUCUCCAAUCCAUGUUUAGAGUGUAUGUGUACAGAAAUCGGAGUACAUUGUAAUCAAUUGAAAUGUUGAUACAGGCUGGAGGUUAUAGCGCACUGUCAGUCGAAAGAAUAAUAUUCGCCAUAAACUCAUAGAUAUUACAAAUACAUAGUAGUAUGUAUGUGAUUUUAUUAAUACCUACCCAAUUUUUGCCAUGUAUCACCCAUCUGCCACUAUUUUGUCAGCUUAAACAUAGUUGGUAUUUGUAUAAAAAAAUUGGUAAUUGAUAACAUUAGAAUAUUCAUAAAUAAUUGUUAAGUUUUGUUUUGGAUUACAAAAUAAAAUAAGUUAAGCUAUUCAAAUGUUAUGUUAUGUUUGAAGUUUUGACGGUUACGGUAUAAUAAAAUAGAUCGAUAGCCUGUAAACAAUGUGAUCUCUUGUCAGUUAAUCAAAUAUUUAUAAAUAGAUACAUUUAAACAUUAUAUGUAAGGACAUGUUAAGGGUCGCCACGUUUUUAAUUUUAUCAUCAAUAUAAAUUUAAAAUAAAUUAUCAGCUGAUAUUAUUUUCUUAUAUUCGUACAUUCUUUAAUAUUAACUUUUAAUGUCAAAUCAAACUAGUUUAAUUACCUAUGUAUAAGCCAAAUAUUAUUGUUGACUGUUGAGCAUAAUAAUACGUUAUGUAUUUUAAUAUUUUAGACGAAUUUUUAUAAAUUUAAGCAAUUAACAAACUCAUGAGCACAUUUUAAACUGUACAUUCGGAUAACAUUUUUUGUUAUUGAAUAUUUACUAUUUAGAAUGGUAUAUAAUAUUAUGAUGUCUAAACAUUAAAUUUAAACAUUCCAUUACAA
Myzus persicae (green peach aphid) is the source of this 4834-nucleotide messenger RNA. RefSeq lists its product as uncharacterized. Lineage: Eukaryota; Metazoa; Arthropoda; Insecta; Hemiptera; Aphididae. Bases 678 to 4079 code for a protein of 1133 amino acids. Gene Ontology annotation, molecular function: protein binding. The transcript is spliced from 13 exons. The record is from RefSeq and is a predicted model, not a curated record.